Messenger RNA from Dreissena polymorpha, 2039 nucleotides. RefSeq names its product salivary glue protein Sgs-3-like. The transcript is spliced from 3 exons. NCBI's taxonomy places the organism in Eukaryota, Metazoa, Mollusca, Bivalvia, Myida, Dreissenidae. Bases 109 to 1212 code for a protein of 367 amino acids. Gene Ontology annotation, molecular function: oxidoreductase activity, acting on metal ions. The record is from RefSeq and is a predicted model, not a curated record.
CAUCUGUCAAUAUUGUUAAAUAGGAAGAAGAUAAAUCCAUGUUAGUAAAAUCUAUAUCUUAUUUCAGUUCGCAUACGAGGUUGUGGCCUGGCUAAAUUCAAAGGUUUCAUGAUUCAACCCCGAUCGGCCGUUUAUCCCGACCGACCGGCUUUCCUUGGUGCAUUUCUCCGAGUCAGGGGCACCCGGUACGAGUGUGUGCGGAGUGGGGCAGUGUUUACUCACAGCGACAACUCGGAGAAGAAUACGCUGACCUUAACCUGGAUUGCGCCCCCUGGACCAGCAGGUCACGUGGUGUUCCGAGUGACUUUCGUUCAAUCCUUCACGAACUACUGGGUCGGUAUAAACUCGCCCGUGGUCUAUGACGGCGUGUCACGUGACCUGACGAUGAUGCAAGCCUAUAGCCUCCAGUCUGCCACCGACCAGUCUUGUCUGCCGACAAGGCCGCCGGCCACAACCACUAUCCGACCGACAACCACCACAAUCCGGCCAACAACCACCACCAUUAUCAGGGCAACCACGGCCAGAUUCCUUCCCACGCCAAGGGCACCUAGUGCAACAACGGCCAGAUUCAUUCCAACACCAAGGGCUCCUGUCUUUAUCGCAGGAACGACGACGACUAGCCCGGCUCGAAGACCUCCCGCUACAGAGGCGCCGUGGCCUGCCGAGUUCGGAAUAACGGAUUCAUUUUUGGAUGGUUUUUAUUCUGCCAUAGCAUCAACGACAACUAGACGACAGCAGCUAACAUCAACUUCAACAACAACGCAAAGACAUACAACUACAAUGAGACCAACAACUAGCACUCAGCCACCACAAACAACAACCUUAUAUCCAACAACAACACUUAGUACGACAACAACUACUACACAACGGCCUACAACGUCGACCACAACUACACUGCCAACACCGGCUCCAACGACCCAACUGCAAGCUACAUCAACAGAACGACUUCCGCCGGUUGUUCCCACCGAUUACGACUUCGGCGGCUUGGACCCGGCUAUUGACCUCUACACGACAACGGAAUCGGCAGGAGUAAUAAUGGACACAACCACGUUUCGCCCAACCACCAAAGCUCCAACAACCACAACAACAACAACAACACGCCCGACUACAACCACUACACAACGGCCAACAACAACUAUAGCUCCGACCACAACAACGAGAGCAACAACAACAAGAGAAACAAUAUUUAUUUAUUUUUUUCAAAUAUUCUAGUUUGUAAGUAAAUUCACUAAGUGACAUUUUGAAAAAAAUGUCUGUGAACGAGUGCAUUUCAUGCAUCUCAUUCAUUAGGUUUGUAAACAAUUGAAAUCGACAAGUAUUUUUGGUCCAUUGCACCAAACAUGUGUUUUUGCUUGAUGUUCCCCUCGAGGUAUUGUUAUACUGUCUAGAUCAAAUGAGCCAUGCCUUGAAAGAGUACAGACUAAGUACCUUAUGAAAAACAAUUGAUAGAACAGUCUCUGUUCAGAUUCUUUGAUGUGAUUUUUAUUUGAAUAAACAGUUCAUGUAUCAGUAUCUAUCUAAAUGUUCACGUCCAUUCUUGUUUCUUCCUGAUUUACCUGUCAGUUGAAAAUGUAUGGCUUCUCAUGUGUACUUUUAAGAUGCAAAUCCUUGUGAAAAGUUGAAACUGUAAACAUCAGAUUUUUUUUAAAGUGUGUGCUCUAAAGUGAACUCAUGCACAACAUUGGGAAAGUUCUACUGGUGAUAAGUUUACACCCCAGAGUCCCAAACACCACCUGCUUUUUGUAAGAGAUUUGUUGUACCAGGAAUGAAGAGAAGAGUUCGGAGAAAGUGUGGCAUGGCAUCUCCACCUAUGGUUCAGUUGGCAAGUGAUAUGUUGGGAUAGAGAAUGUUAUAAAUGAAAUAAGAUAAGGAAGCCAGAUGUCAAUAUGUUUUUGAUUUUCUUACUUUUUGACCAUUGAAAACAAAUUAUUUUUAUGUGUUGUUAAUGAAUAAAAAAGGUUGUUUAACAAAUUGUUUAAAAAAUCUAAUUUUUGGGAUUUUCAAAAAGAAGGGUGUGAAUAAAUAAACAAUCGUGCCAA